UCUACCGAUGUAUUUUCUUCACAGUUUUCAUUGGAGACAUUGAAAUAGCAUGACAUCGUACGUAGUCACUAUUGCCAUUGUGACAUUUCUUUUCUUCAAUGUCGUCAAUACUCAAGAAGAUGAUGGAAGACGUCCUGAAAAUGGAGGGAGACGUCGAGGUAAAGGACCGUGGAUGAUUUGUUGUAAAGAAGCGAAAGAAGCAGGAGAAACCGGAAAUUUUAAAGACGCUUACAUGGAUUGUUUUAUAAAGAUGAAUGAAAGAUGCGGAAUAACUAGAGAAGAAAUAGAAGAUGUACUUUCUAAGUCGGAGGAGCUUGCUUCUGGUAACUGCCCAAAACCUGAAGAUCUACGUCCAAUAUUUAAAAAAUGCCACGGAAUCCACUACUAA
Molecule: messenger RNA, 388 nt
Organism: Centruroides sculpturatus (bark scorpion)
Lineage: Eukaryota; Metazoa; Arthropoda; Arachnida; Scorpiones; Buthidae
Exons: 9
Coding region: 50-388 (112 amino acids)
Source: RefSeq, a predicted model, not a curated record